CGUUGGUUGCAGUUUUGGAAACUUUGCUCGAAGUCCCGGGUUAACAGGAACGGCCUUCAAAGGGGGCCCUCUACGAGACCAUCUCCUUGUAACAUUUAACAUCUACAUGAUUCAUGCCAUCAACGAUUCAAUGCAUUAUCCUUUCAGGGCAAUGCCUCACUCUUCGAGUAGUGCUUACAUGCUUUCCUGUCAGAUGAUAAACGUGCUGCUUCGUAACAUCGCGCAUCAGCAUGGGCCUGGCCAAGGAUCAAUACACGUAUCUGUGCAUAGACACCACCAUCUCGUCGGCCAAAGUAUAAGUCAGACAGGCUUAUGUUAGGGAGGAGCAUUCUUAAUGAUAAUUACUGUCCAGUUAGGUCUGUGGUUGGAAGGGUCUCACUGUUAUAUAUCCACUUUCCGCAUUGGUUACCGCCCCCAAA
Lasiosphaeria miniovina is the source of this 419-nucleotide messenger RNA. RefSeq lists its product as uncharacterized. NCBI's taxonomy places the organism in Eukaryota, Fungi, Ascomycota, Sordariomycetes, Sordariales, Lasiosphaeriaceae. The transcript has a single exon. Bases 107 to 319 code for a protein of 70 amino acids. The record is from RefSeq and is a predicted model, not a curated record.